Aspergillus wentii DTO 134E9 is the source of this 491-nucleotide messenger RNA. RefSeq lists its product as uncharacterized. The transcript is spliced from 2 exons. Lineage: Eukaryota; Fungi; Ascomycota; Eurotiomycetes; Eurotiales; Aspergillaceae. The record is from RefSeq and is a predicted model, not a curated record. Bases 74 to 271 code for a protein of 65 amino acids.
GCGUCUCAACAAAUCUUCACACUAUUACAUCCUCUUUUCGCUUUUCAAAAAGCCCAUCAAACCUCAAGACAAAAUGCGUUUCUCUAUCGCCUCUCUCGGUCUCUUCCUUGCAGUCGUUGGAUCUGCCGCUGCUGCCCCAUCUGAGCAGGUUGCCCGUGGAAACACUGAGUGUGGCCAGGACUUCAAUGGCGCGAAGACUUGCGUCGCCAACUGCGCCAAAGGAAGCUGCCAUGUUAUCGCCCUGGGUCCCCUCCACCAGUGCAGAUGCUAAGCGGAAGGGAUUGAUUUAUUCCACAGCUUCCAGUGCGGAAGUGCUAUAGAGGGUUCGGGUUGGAUCACUGUGACCAAGAGGGGAAGGGGAGCUAGCGGGAGUGACGAUGUGGCCACGAGAGCAUGUAAAUAGGAGCCUGGUGCUCGAUUGGAAAUACAACCAUCAUGUUUGUUUUACAGUCUACCAAGAAUACGUGAAAUAAAGACCUUCAACAUGUCCA